UGUCGAGGACGAGACUGCGAGCUGGAUGAAGAACACGAAGAAUCGAAUGCAAGAGGCAGUGACCGUGGUGCGCGAAGGGGUACGCAAUGGGUACAACGAAGCUAAGGCGAGUGUACAGUCGUUGAGAUACAACGUAGACAACUGGGUGGACUACACAAU
Molecule: messenger RNA, 159 nt
Organism: Sphaeroforma arctica JP610
Lineage: Eukaryota; Ichthyosporea; Ichthyophonida
Exons: 1
Source: RefSeq, a predicted model, not a curated record